AGCAGGAGCAGCUGUAUGUGCGCGCGCUGCCUCACUGAACUCAGCCGUGAUUCACUCAUUCAUUCAUUGUCUCUGCAGCAGAACACACUGCUGUCAUCUCAACGUGUGUCUCUGUCGCUUUAGAAGGAGACGACAGAGAGAGAAUGAAGCCGUGCAGCAGAGACGGUGUGUGUGUGUGUGUGUGUGUGGACGUGGUCUCUGCUUCCGCCGGUGUGUUUGAACGGGACGCCGCCGAAUGAACACCUGCAGUCCGCUGGUGACUCCAUGACUUGAGAAACUCUGGUCGAAGUGAGCGACAGAGGGAAAAGCGGCUUUUCAUGGGAAAUGAAUGUGACCGGGAAGCAGCAACCUGAGCUGAUCGAGCGAGCCGCCAGCCUUUUGGUCUCCACUCCGACAAAAUCUGGAAUUGCUUUGCUGUACAAUGAGGAGACGAACAAUACCUAUGAUGUCUGCCUAAAACUGACCAGGGAGUUAUUAACCAUACAGAAGCUGGACGUGGUUUGCACAAGUGGAAGUGAAUCCCAAGUAAAUCACAGAACUGUUGUACUGCGAAGACAAGCGACUGGUGGUCUGGGCUUAAGCAUCAAAGGCGGUGCGGAACACAGCGUGCCUGUGGUUAUUUCAAAGAUUUUCAAGGAUCAAGUCGCCGAUCAGACGGGGAAGCUGUUCGUGGGAGAUGCUGUGCUGCAGGUCAAUGGCAUAAAUGUAGAGCAUUGUACUCAUGAGGAAGUUGUUCACCUCUUGCGCACUGCGGGAGACGAGGUCACCGUCACCGUUCGCUAUCUGCGAGAAGUUCCAUCAUUUCUUAAACUGCCUCUAGGUUCUCCUGGCCUGUCCACCAACUACAGCAGAGUGUCCUCCCCCCUCUUUGACAGCGGCUUACAUUUAAAUGGAAAUGGAAACAACACGGCUCCUUCACCCCCGUCGCCCCUUGCAAAUGAACCAAAGUAUGAGAAGCGCUGGCUGGAUGCCGUCUCCCUGCCCCUGCUGAUGGCCAGAGUCUCCAGAUACAAAGGUGGCACAGAUAAAUUAAGGUCCAACUGUUUUGAGGUGUUCACCUUGGAUGGAGCCAACUCCAAUAUUCUUCAGUUUUGCACUGCAGCAGAAAGCACAGACUGGCUCCAAGCAAUAUCUUCAAAUAUCAGCGACUUGACUCAAGAGAACAUAAAGGUGAUCAACACAUGCUGUGCUUCGGAGGAUCAGGUUGUUCACAUGGGCUGGGCGUGUCGAAGCCCAGCGGGCAACACUGCGGAUCCAACUGCAGCGUUCAAGUUCCUGGCUUUGAGAGGACCAUAUUUUUAUAUCUUCAGAAGUCCCCCGAUCAGUGCUGCUGACUGGGGACACGCUGAAACAACGUAUAACCUCUAUGAGGUUCUUUUCAAAGUUCACAAGCUGUGGAUGACAGAGGACUGCUGGCUCCAGGCGAGGCUCUACUUGGGGCUGGAACACUCACCGGAGCAGCAGGACCAUGAGUGUCUGUGCUUCAGCAUCCUGGUGGGCCACGGCCAGAGCCACACCUUCAGGGUUGAGCUGGCCACAGACCUGGCCGCCUGGGAGAAGACCUUCCAAAGAGCUGUGUUCUUGGAAGUGCAGCGGAUAAGAUCCAAAAGCUACAUGUGCAGCAGCCAGGGGAACGUGCAGUGCUUCACCAUCGACUUUGGACUGGGCUUCACUUGCUCGGAGGGCACUUCAAAGACCAUGCUGUGGCGAUAUAAGUUCUCUCAACUUAAAGGCUCCUCUGACGAUGGGAAAACCAGGGUAAAACUCCUUUUCAAGAAUGCUGAAAGCAAGCAAAUAGAAAUGAAGGAACUGGAGUUCGCUAAUCUGACAGCCGUCCUUCACUGCAUUCAUUCUUUUAUCGCUGCCAAAGUUGCCUCCAUGGACCCUCUCUUUAUGUGCAGUCAGAGCUUGCCUGGAAAUUACAUGAACAGCUAAGAAGACAUGUCGUCAUCAUGUGCACCUGCAGGCAAAUGAGCAGUAUGUUAUGCACAGAGCUAACUGAUAAGUAUAUCUUGUUCUUGCUAUUUUUGUAUCAACCACAGAAAAAAGGAAACAUUUGUAAAAGAGACUAGUACACAGUGUUUAAGUAAACACAGUCAGGAGGAUCAGGAGUCCAAAGGUAACGCCCAUGUGACAAUAUGGUGCCAUAAACUGCCACAUGUCUGACAAUGUGACACAGAACUAAUGCUGUUAAUGAGGAAUUACACUUCAACUUGUGAAUGAAGAAGUUUACUUACUUUUCAUUUGCUACAGAAAAAUAACUCUAACACAGAGGAAUUUAAUUAAGUCCAGUAACUGACACCUCAAAUGAAACACGAGAAGCCUGACAGAGGCUGAAGUUGUACAAUGGUUGUGUUUUGGUAUCUACCUUAAAUAACAAAGCCCCACAAUGCUCUCGUUUCAAAUCCUUUGGGCUAAUGAGCUUCAAAGCAACAUAAAGAGCCAUAUCAUCUGCUACCGUUCAAUAGAGUUAACAAGGAAUGGUCUUUACUUCUGUAAUGUUUCACAGCCCACACACUGCUCAAGCACCAUUCUAUGCCAUUAUAUACUGUAUAUCUCUAUUUAUUCUUGACAUCAGCCAGUGGUUUUAGGAGGCAGCGACACAAACUCCUACGUCACACACUAACAUGUUCCUCUCCUGUUUCUGUCUGAUGAAGACAAAUAUAAGAUCAUUUUUCAAAGAUGAAGAUGUUCUGACAUUGCAGGAUGAGUCUGCCGUCAUUAUGUGUCAUUUGCUGUAAAAUGAGAUCGUCUCCAGCAAAGCACCUCUUCCACUGAUAUCAUGAGAUGAUUGUGCAUGUGAAUCACAUGCACAAUCAUCUUAUUUUAAGCAUCUUCACUUUCUUAUGUGUCAAGCCGUCUUUUGUGUUGAACUAGAUGAGCAAAGUUAAUUAUGUCACCUUGACAUCCAUUUUGACAUAGUGGACAAACGAGUUCACUACAAACUACAAGAAAAACAUUUGACUGUUACAUCACAAAAGAUAUGAAACUAACGAGAGUUUGAUUUUCUGCACACGUCUUGUAAUUGAAUGAAUCCCAAUGUAUUUGUGUGGGGAACCAAUAACACAUUUAUGGACAUAAUGUGCUCUCAAGUAAAUUAACACAUACUUUAUGUGCUGCUUUAUAACGAGCAGGAUCCCUUUAUAUCUUAUUCCCACUGGUAAAGAAACCCAUUUAAACAUCACCACUGUUAAUGUGUUUAAUCCACAUUCACUCCCAGGUCAAAGAACUACCGUCUAUGAGGAUUUUAUGAACGUAUUAGUGGACACAACACAUGAGUGAACGUGCCAAAUUCUGCUUCACCUGCUUCACCUCUGGCAGCUGUGAUGCUCAUUAAUCUUCCAGCUGUCAGUCUUGAUGUUAGUAGUGGAACUUGUUUUUUAAGACUUGGGACAGAGAGCAAUAUUUUUAUUUCCUCAAUCAGUUCCGGUAUACCUGCUAAUUUAAGCGUGAAAGAGGCUUCCCAUAAUUCUGAUCGACGUGUCAUCCUUCCUCAGACAUGCGUCAGAGACAGAAACAGAGUGGAACCGGAGCAAACCAUGUGAAAGGUGAAAACUCUCCUUCUCUGACUCAACACUAGCACCAAAACAUAACAAACAAUAAGGUUGUUGUGCUGGUAUCUCAGUGUUAUUUCCUCUCUGUCCUGGAACCUCCUCGCUCUUUGGUUUUUCGUGCAUAAACGUUUCCGUCACUGGGUCACACAGGAUACAGGGAUAUUAAGAGCAAACUCGAAACUCAGAAUAUGUUAUCACAGCUCACCGCUGAGCUGAAGUUGACACGAUACUACCUUUGGCUUGUCUUUGUUUAAGGAAUAAAUAAACUCUGAUAUGAUGAAUGUCUGUCCAAGUCUGUUUCUCUAUCUGAAGAGCAGCAUGUGGACGCCUCGUGCUCCAUGAAGCAGCAGAGAAACAUAUGCAGCUUGACAAAGGCAGAAUAAAUUCCAUUUGUAUUGUAUAGUAUUGCACGGGGCUCUGAUAUUUUGUCCAUCCUCUAUUGAACCCGACGUCGCAGCAAGAACCAAACAUUCAAAUAUAUGCCACUGGUGUGUUUUUUGUCCAUGGGUGACGUUUGUUUCCUUCUUCACAAACUCUGAGAUUCAUUUUGUUUGCGAAGUUUUUGGCUUGAGCAGUUUUUGUGCUGGAGCCAAAGCAGCCACCAUGACAACACGAGGGCGAUAUGAUGUUCAGCUGAAGUUGCAGUCGGCUGCUGUUGCACAAACGGCAUCGUCAAGUUGCAGCGGUGCCAUGUCGAGCAUGAAUUUCAAGUACACUGCUCAUCUUUCAAUGGGCCGUGACUCUCAGAGUUGACUCCUCCGGUGGCAUUGGACCCUGAAUGCUAACUGAAGUAUUUGUGAUGAGUGGAAGUUUCCAGGCCAAUUUCAGAGUGACUGCUGCAGCCUUUUCACUGUUAGUAAUCCCUACAGUCCAAAUCUAAGACUCAGAAAAUGGGCUCGGGAGGAUGGAGGCACAGCAAAGAAAGCAGGACCAUGAACCCAUUAAAAAGCUUCAAUGACUUCUGCUCAUACUCUGCCCUUUUAUUUCACCAGUUCUGCCCUUGAAGUAAAGUUUGAUGAAAAGGUAAUGAUGAGUUCUAUCCAGCAGGACACAUUAUGAAGUUAUGGCUUAUAUUUCUUUGUCUCCAUUAAGUAAGUGGUGUGAUAUUAUCAGGCAAUCAUAUCAGAUGUGACACAACCAAUGGUGUGUAAGUAUUAACGUGGCAUUUCUCAACAUGCAGUAUUUCACCUUGUGCUGUGAUGUUCUUCUCCAAGUUAUUAUCCAGAGAACCUGAGUGAACUCUCACUGUUUGCAUGAGCCAGAGGCGACCUUUGAGGGACAGGACGGACGUGGAAGAAGCUUUCAGUACAAACAGCUCCUCAAAGGUCACUGGGUUUGCAGACAGUUCUGAGACAGGUGUUCAUGAAUGCAUCUGACAAAUCUGUCAACUU
Molecule: messenger RNA, 4945 nt
Organism: Solea senegalensis (Senegalese sole)
Lineage: Eukaryota; Metazoa; Chordata; Actinopteri; Pleuronectiformes; Soleidae
Gene: sntg2
Product: syntrophin, gamma 2
Exons: 17
Coding region: 325-1935 (536 amino acids)
Cellular component (GO): intracellular anatomical structure; dystrophin-associated glycoprotein complex
Molecular function (GO): protein binding; structural molecule activity
Source: RefSeq, a predicted model, not a curated record